UCAGCGUCUCCGUGAUCCGCAUCUAGUCCCCGCCCACGCGGCGGACGGUGUGGUCCGUUACGAGCUAAUAUCAGCUCGACAGUUUUUCCUCCGGCAUACACCGAGGAGCAGCACGCCUGGAAAGGUCUCCUGAAAGGAUCCCAGCGGUUGCAGUGACAUGGGCACCCAACGUUCCUUCACACCCUGCAGAGCCAACGCCAGAGUCCCGCCUCAAGUGCCGAGCAGAAAAUGACUCAGCGGAAUGGAAUCAGGGGCUCCAGUGAUCCCAGUCUGGACUCGGAGACCUCCAAGGCCUUCGACCUGGCCAACGGUUUGGACCACGACGAGGGGCAGGUGGCGGCUGCUGACUGCGAGCGAGGGCGGGGGAGUGAAAGCGGAGACCCCGUCGCUAUAACAGGAGGAGCCGUCACCGCUCCCGAUGGCGGCUGGGGCUGGGCGGUGCUGGUUGCAACCAUCCUGGUCCUGGCCAUGACCCUGGGCUUUCCCGCCUGUGUGGGGAUCUUCUACACAGACCUGCAGAACGAGUUCCACGCCUCCAACAGCGAAACGUCCUGGGUGCCAUCCAUCAUGACGUCGGCGCUCCACGCAGGAGGUCCGUUCUGCAGCGUGCUGGUGGGGAAGCUCGGCUGCAGGCCCACCGUCAUGCUGGGCGGGGUCCUGAGUGGGCUCGGAAUGGUCGCCAGCUCGUUUACCAACUCCAUCGCCGAGCUUUACAUCACCGCUGGAGUGAUUACAGGACUCGGCUUCUGCUUCAGUUUCCAGCCGGCUGUCACCAUCCUGGGUCACUACUUUGUGCGUCGGCGUGCGUUUGCCAACGCCAUGUCGUCCACGGGAACGGCGCUGGGACUCUGCACGCUGCCUUUCCUGGGGAACUACCUCCACUCAGAGUUCGGCUGGAGGGGGAGCUUUCUCAUCCUGGGCGCCGUCCUGCUGAACAGCUGCGUGUGCGGUGCUGUGAUGCGGCCCCUUCAGCCCAAAAAGCAUCGCGGCCAGCCGCUGAUGGAUCACACACCUGCACCUUCGGAAAAGCAAGUGAAGCGGGAAUCGAGGCUUAGGACCGCCUGGAGGUUUUUGGUGGCCUCCGUAAAAGAACACAUGGCCUUCGAUCAGUUCCUCAACAACCGGCAUUACCGCGUGUUUGCCAUAGGCAUCACCUUCAUGAUGCUGGGCUUCGUGGUGCCGCUGGUAUAUCUGGUUCCGUACGCCACGGACCACGGCAUGGAGCCAAGCAGGGCCGCGCUGCUGCUCUCCAUCCUGGGUAUCGUUAACAUUGUGGUGCGGCCGCCGUUCGCCAUCAUGUUCAACACGCCCUGGUUCAAAGGGCGGCACGUUUAUGUGUUUGCCUCCGCUUUGCUCUUCAACGGGCUCAGUAACUGCAUCUGCUGCAUCGGGGCCGGCUUCCCCGUGCUGGUGGCGUACGUGGUCACGUACGGACUUUCGAUGAGUGUGGUCGGGUCGCUGAUGUUCACCGUCCUGAUGGAUAUAGUGGAGAUGAGGCGCUUCCCGUCAGCGCUGGGGCUGCUCGCCGUCAUGGAGAGCAUCACGCUGCUGAUUGGACCUCCUCUGGCAGGGAUCCUGGUGGACAGCACGCAACAAUAUUUCUACGUCUUUAUCGCCUGCAGUGCCGUUGUUGCCUCCUCCAGUCUGUUCCUGAUGCUGUCCUUCCUCUGGCUGGACAAAAAGGAGAGGAAGGCGUCGCAGCAGGGUCAGCUCUCCGCUCAGCCCGAAGCGGAGAAUCCUGCGUCCGACGCUUCUCCUGUCUGCGCGUACAGCGACCGGCCCUAGCAGGGAGACGAGGCCUCAGCCGGGGGACGGAGCGUAUCACCAGCCUGUGAACCUGCUGCCACUGUGUUCACGUCGCCACUCGGGGCUCCGGCAGUUUUGCAGAUUAUUCCUGAUGUUUGGAGCAGCCUGCCAGCGAAAUGCUUGGAAUGACUUCCACUAGCUGCGUUUCCAUUGGCCGUAUAAUUGCGCAGUUUUGAAUUACAAAAACAAAUUAGCUUUAUAUGAAAAGAAGCUCAUUUUUUGCACUAGGAUGAGGUUAUUUUUCAGCCAUUUCAAAAUUAGUGUAUUUUGCAAAACUGCAAAGGAAAAACUUUUUUUCGCAUCACACGAAUCAUGUGAUCAACCAACAGACGUUAUUACUGGUGGGAAAGACAAGGACGACGACAGGAAGUGGUAGCGGGAUGAUGGCGUGACAUUUUAUUUCUUUAAUGGCGUGAACAAACUUAUUCACGUGUGAACUUAAUUGCGUUUCCUAUUUAACGGAAACGCCGCAGUUGCGAAAGUGUGUUUUUUCAACAGAGUUUUGCGCACAUUUGUAAUGGAAACACAGCUAGUGUUGGUUAAAGUUGCAUACCAAAAUGAACAAAUGUGCACUUACAACAUGAAUGUGAUUGUAAUGUUUAUUGCAAAAUGCUGCUGAUCUUAUCCACGCCAUCUGCAUCACUAGACUAUUAAUCAUGCCAGGAAGUUCAUAACAAAACUCACACUAAUUUCUGACUCUUUGCUGGAUUUAUCGCCAUUUUAGUCUUUGAGUGUGCAUAGGUGUGUACGGCAAAGAUCAACUGAGGUAGGAACCGUUCACACCAAGGCUUCUGAUUACCCAUAUGUUUACUUUUAAGCAAACGUCCAAAGACCAAACUCAGAUAACCCCAGCAGAGCAUUCUUGAACUUUUCACUCCUUCUGCAUUAAGAUUUAAGCGUGUUGUCAUGUUUGCACGAAAAUCUUGUUGCUUUUGUUUGAUUUGGUGCCUGAAAUUCAAAGGUGUUCACUGAAACUGAAGCACAACGGAGAUAAAAAGCAACUAGUUAGGAAAUGCAUCAAUGUGGCACUUAAAAAAACUAUAACCUUCUGUACCUUUAACUUGUGUGAUGUAGCGUAAAUAAAUCAUUUCUUCGUCAUAAUCAAACUAAUUAACUCCGGCUGUCUGACAGAGGAUCUGUUUUUUUUUGUGGUUUUUUUGCAUUUAUGUAACCACAUAUAACGCUUCCACCGUGUUUUACUGUUGGUGUUGGGUUGUUCUGUGGAAAAGGUGCCUUUGUUCUGCACAAUCUGCUUUUAUCCAUCAGGUCCAGAGAUCUCUCUUUACUUGAUGUUCGUGACUAGCCAACUGUAACCCAAAAGUUUCGCUUAGGAAACAAGAACUUAGAAAACCACCUGACUUGAAUGUCUUGACUGAAGCUUAGAUUUGCAUCUGUGCUUUAUCUUAUUUCAUUGAAAUACUUUGGUCUCUCCUAAAGUUCAAAAACAAGCUGCCAUGAGCCCAACUGAGUGACCCACCUUGUGAAGCUUUAUGCUAAUUCUGUCUGGAUUUUGACUCGCCUUCUUGGCAGGAUCAAAAAUGUAUUUAAAUGGUUUGAUUUCUUAUCACUGGCUUUGAGGAGGAUCAGAACUGGAGUAAUUGAGUCACAUUUUAUUCAAAUUUGAGCUGAAGAACAUGGAGGCCAGCAUCUCUGGCAGCAAAGUGGCUCAGCAACAUAAUGCUGCCACCACCGUGCUUGACAGUUUAGCAUUUUAAUAUUUGAAAGUCCCACCUUGACUCAUCCAAUCAGACUGAGGUCAGAUUUCUCUCUUUUUCUGACCAAACAAUUACGUCUUUCCUUUUUGAAUAUCCUGUAAUUUUCAGUUGAGCUGUCAAAGCCUAAAGGAACAAGACAAAUGAAUCCAAGUAACUACAUUGUCUUACGAGUCUGAUAAAUCUAUUGAUCAUAGAGACUGAGUCCAAAGCUUACAUGCUUAAAUAUUUCUCUAAGAAUAAAGUGCAAAAAAUGAAGCAUCCAUCUGCAGGAGUGUCUUACAGCUCAUUUCCUAAAUAUAUUCCUGUGCACUUUUUUUAAAUAUUAGUUUUCCUUCCACUCAACUUUCCAUUGAUGGGCUUUGAUACAGCACUGUGAAUAGCUGUCAAUUUUAGCAACGCCAUUUCUUUUGUAGCUUGAGUCAGUGACUCUCUGCUAGGCACAAAGUACACAGCCAUUCUCUCAAUUAUGAAGACCUGAAUUCAGGGAGGGACUAUGUGCGUUUCAUUUUUUUGGGUGGAUUAGUGAAAUAAAUUGUUUGAUGCUAAUGUAACUUAUUGAGAUGCAUCUGUGUUUGGGUACAGGGACAUGUUUUGAUUUGUAGUUUAACUCUAGUAUUGGAAUCUAAUGAAAAAUGAUGUGAAUCAGCAUCACUUUAAAGUAUCUGAUUUCUAGCAGUUUGAACAGGGUUUGUUUUGGACUUUUUAAGCACAUCAAGGUUAACAUUUUCCAAUAACUUCAAGUAUAAUCUAUUUUAAACCCCUGAAAGUGUCGGGAAAUCAAAAAUAACUUAUCGUUUAAAUGGAAAACAAGUCAUGUUUGUUGCUCUCUCACUCUGUCAUGGAACAGUGCCUUUUUACGUAGCUGGUUUAUUAGGAAAAGAUGACCUGCAGCGGCUCCCUUUUCACAGACGAUUCCUUGUUUCCACUGAACUGAUCUUUGAGGUGAGAGAAAGGAAGCAGCUCAAACAUGGCGGUUUAGCUUUUCAGCAAUCACAUGUUUCAGUUAAUAGUGACGCAAUCACUUCGUCCAUAUACUUUCAGAGCUAAUAAAAUGAGCAAGAAACUGUUGAACAUUAAAUAUUUCAGGUAUCAAAUGUGUCAUUGUAAUAAACUGUUUAGCCCGAUGUUUGUUACUUAUCAGAGGAUUUGUUACCACAUUUUGGAGUCUUGUCUUGCUGUUUACCAAAUUGUAUCUUUAUAAAUUCUUUAUUUAUACAUUAUGAUUUAGGGGAAAUAAAUAGUUGAAUUUUGAAAUUG
Messenger RNA from Poecilia reticulata (guppy), 4778 nucleotides. RefSeq names its product solute carrier family 16 member 5a (gene slc16a5a). Gene Ontology annotation, molecular function: monocarboxylic acid transmembrane transporter activity. The record is from RefSeq and is a predicted model, not a curated record. Gene Ontology annotation, biological process: monocarboxylic acid transport; transmembrane transport. Gene Ontology annotation, cellular component: basolateral plasma membrane. NCBI's taxonomy places the organism in Eukaryota, Metazoa, Chordata, Actinopteri, Cyprinodontiformes, Poeciliidae.